AUGUCGCUCGUUCAACUGUCGCCGCGUUGCAUUCCGGCCGAGCACGAAGCCGAGCAGGCGCUGGGCCAGGGCGCGCAGCGCUGGAACACAGUCCCGCCCGUCAUCGAGCGGCUGAAGAAGCGCGCACGCGAGCUCGGCCUGUGGAACCUGUUUCUGACCAAGGAAUACAAGGAGGGACCGGGGCUGACCAACUACGAAUCAUGGGCCGCAGCCCGAACAUUCGCGCCGGUCGCGACCAACUGCGCGGCGCCCGAUACCGGCAACAUGGAGGUGUUUGCCAAGUAUGGCAACGCGGAGCAGAAGAAGCGCUGGCUGGAGCCGCUGAUGAACGGCGAGAUCCGCUCGGCCUUUGCCAUGACCGAGCCCGCCGUGGCCUCGUCGGAUGCCACCAACAUUGCGACGUCGAUCAAGCAGGACGGCGACCACUAUGUCGUCAACGGCCACAAGUGGUGGAUCUCGGGUGCCGGCCACCCCCAGUGUGCCGUGUUCAUCGUCAUGGGCAAGAGCGACACGAGCGCACGCAAGCACGAGCAGCAGUCGAUUAUCGUUGUGCCCGCCGACACCCCGGGCGUCACGGUGGUGCGGCCGCUGACGGUGUUUGGGUAUGACGAUGCGCCGCACGGCCACUGCGAGGUGCGCUUCGACAACGUGCGUGUGCCCAAGGAGAACCUGAUCCUCGGCGAGGGCCGCGGCUUCGAGCGGGUGCAGAGCCGCACCACCUUUGGCCGCAAGAUCGUCGAGCACGGCGUUGUCCUGGACUACAUUGCCAAGUCGCGCAUGGAGCUCGAGGCGUCGCGCAUGCUGGUGCUGCGUGCUGCCGACAUGAUCGACAAGGUCGGCGCAAAGAACGCGAAGAAGGAAAUUGCAAUGGCCAAGGUCACUGUGCCCAACGUUGUCCUGGCAAUCCUGGACCGCGCCAUCCAGAUGUACGGUGCCGGCGGUGUCGGCCAGGACACUCCGCUGGCCAGCAUGUGGGCUGGGAUGCGCACGCUGCGCAUUGCCGAUGGCCCCGACGAGGUCCACAUCCGCCAGAUCGCGCUGCUCGAGAUCCAGGAGCAAAACGCGAAGCAGUCGGCCAAGCUGUAGACUCUUUCUUUUUUGAACCUUGUUUCAAAUGAGAUUGCCCCGUUAUUGUCGCACUCGCCAUAUCCGGAAAUGACGGGCCCG
This is a messenger RNA of Linderina pennispora, 1167 nucleotides long. RefSeq names its product acyl-CoA dehydrogenase family member 10. NCBI's taxonomy places the organism in Eukaryota, Fungi, Kickxellomycota, Kickxellomycetes, Kickxellales, Kickxellaceae. The transcript is spliced from 4 exons. The coding region runs from base 1 to 1086 and encodes 361 amino acids. Gene Ontology annotation, molecular function: flavin adenine dinucleotide binding; oxidoreductase activity, acting on the CH-CH group of donors. The record is from RefSeq and is a predicted model, not a curated record.